UAUUUUUAGAAAUAAUUUGAUUUUAUCUUUUUUUUUAUUAUUUCACUUUUUAUUAUUAUUAUUUUACUUUUUCUUUUUUUUUAACCUUUUCUUAUAUCCUUUCCUUCAUUUCUCCUUUUCCUUUUCCUUUUGACUUUCAUGUAAAUUUGUUUUUCUUUACGUCAUCCUUUCCCUUCCUUAUUUUUUUUAUUCUAUGAUGCCCAUUAGAAAGUCUCUCGUCUUACAAGUUAUUUGUAUCCUUUGUGUGAUCUGUUUAUUCUUCCUUUCACGAAUACCUGAAAAGCCACUUUAUAUACCAAGACCUCCAGAUGAUCUUUGUUCCAUCAAUGAAGACUUGACACAAGCUUGUAUUCAUCCUGAUAAUAAUAAUACCAAAUAUGACGACAACAAAUUAAUGAAUGACACUACCAAUACUAUUAUCAAGAAAAAACGACCUUAUACAUUUGUGACAGCAGCUAGUUCCAAUCAUUUUUGUGCUUUAGAAGCAAUGUUAUAUAUUAUGCGGGAUAUCAAAAGUCAUGUUGAUCCAUCAUCUUAUCCACGACUGAUUGUAUACAAUUUAGGACUCACAGCUUAUCAAAAUCAAAUCUUAAACAAUUUAUACAAACAUGAAUUUUUUGAUGAAUUGGUAUUAUUCAAUUAUACAAAAUAUCCAGAUUUUUGGGAUGUCAGUGUCAAUCGUGGUGAAUAUGCUUGGAAACCUGGAGCUGUUAAGGAAGUACAAGAAAAAUAUGGUGGUAUUAUUGUAUGGCUUGAUACAGGUGAUGUACCAAAUACUCAAUUUGUAGAAAAUAUGCCUGAUUAUAUUGAACGUUAUGGAUUUUGGUCUCCUCGAAGUACUGGUUUUAUGGGUGCAAAAUUCAAUCAUAUUGGAUUAUUUAGAUAUUUUCAUUCAAGUCGAAAACUAUAUGCCAACUUGGAAAAUUGUAAUGGAGCAGCUCUUGGAUUUGAUGCGGACAAUCCUAAAAUAGUAGAAGAUUUGAUUCAACCUUGGUAUGAUUGUGCUUUGAAUAAGAAUUGUAUUGCUCCAAAAGGUUCUUCAAGAAGAAAUCAUCGUCAAGAUCAAACUGCUAUUUCUUUUUUGGCUUUACGAGCAGGUUAUCGAUGCUUUGAAUAUCCAGAAUUCCAUGGUUUAACUAUACAUCAAGAUGAUUUUUGCAAGGAACGUUUGGCUUUAUUACAUCAAACUGGUUCUUUAUUGACUCCUUCUUCUUACAUAAAUGGUAAGUAAAUAAACAAAAAAAAAGGGGAGGAGACGGGAAAAGGAGAGAAGAAAAAAAAAAUAAAAGAUUUUGAUGAUUGAUGAUUGAUUUGAUGAUGUCCUGUCAUUGGUAGAUUUGAUUUCUAUAUAGGUUGCAUUCUUUAUUAUUGUUACAGUGGAUUUACUUUUAUUCAAGUGCAGGUCACUGUUUUAUUAUUCUUUAUUAUUAAAAUAGUUUAAAAUAUAUAUUUCUUCUUUAUAAUUUUUAGUUUAUUUUAUACUUAUUUUAGAACUUCUUUUAUACCAAAUGAAUUGAACAAUAAAGUCGAAAGAUAUGAAAACUGGGGGAGAGAAUCCUCUCCUUUUUAAGAAUGUAA
Molecule: messenger RNA, 1578 nt
Organism: Halteromyces radiatus
Lineage: Eukaryota; Fungi; Mucoromycota; Mucoromycetes; Mucorales; Cunninghamellaceae
Exons: 2
Coding region: 194-1231 (345 amino acids)
Source: RefSeq, a predicted model, not a curated record